CUCAGCGACGAGGCGCCUCCGACCAACAACGGCAGCGGCAGCAGCAGCAGCAGCAGCAGCGGAAAUGCCAGGCCUACGGCUCGACAGCGGACGCGGGCGGCGGCCAGCGAGAUCAAUGCCCUGGUGAAGGACCGGAGCGGCAGCGGCGCCCAGGAGGCACGCAAUACUACUUCUACAUCGAAUGCUGGUGCGGCGGCGCCGGCGCAGCCCAGGGUCAUUGACGUGCGGAGUCUGCCCAGAGGAGGGAUGCUGAGGGGGCGGGGCGGGCUGCGAGGGCGAGGACGAGGCACGGGGCCGAAUGCUUCUGGCGCUCAUCGCGCCGCGUCGCCGAGCGGGAACCGGUUCGCGGGCGCCGCCGCGAGAGGAGGACGGGGAGGUUAUGCGCAGGGCGCCGCGGGCCGGGGAGGCGGCGGCAGAGGGGGGAGGGCUGGUGGCGGCGGAAGGGGCAGGGCGACGGCGAACAAGAAGAGGGCCGACGGCGGGGAGGACAACAACAACAACAACAAGGCUGGCGGUGCCGGGCCUCGGGGCAAGCGGCAGGAUCCGUUUGAGAGGAUGGAUCCGCAGGAGCAGCAGUUUGACGACGCGGCGCGGUUCGGCACGAGGACCGAGUACAAGCCGUCGCUGAACAAGGAGGACCUGGCGGCGUUUGUGCCGGCGGCGCCGUCGUCGACGCGGGAGAGCCGCGUGGCGGCCGUGCUGGAGGACCUGGCGGUGCUGGGCGCGAGGGGCGACGCCGUCGGCGUGCCGCAGAACCUGCAGGCCAAGAGCUACGCCGCCGACGUGGAGGACAACGGCGGGGCGCGCUUCUUCGCCGACGGCAAGGCCCGCGCGGCCGCGGAGCAGUACCUCCAGGAGCAGCGGCGGGAGAAGCUGCUCGCCGAGGGCAAGGCCGAGGAGGAGAUUCCGCGGGAGCCGAUCCUCCAGGACGCGGAGGAGGCUGUGCGCAAGGCGGUCGUGGAGAGUGCGGUGCAGGGGAAGCACGAGACGCCCAAGUUUGCGACGGAUCCGGUGGGGAUCGCGAGGGCGUGGCACUUGAGGGCCGGGACGUACACGCAGAGGGACGUGGAGAAGUUUGAGAAGAAGCUGGUGUCGCUGUUGGCGGUUGGUGGUGGUGGUGGUGGUAAGGGAGGUGUGAAGAGCCAGGCGAAGGCUUCUUGAAGAAAAAUUACGAAUAAGAGGACCAAGGGUUUAGAAGGGAAAUCUUAUCUUGUAC
This is a messenger RNA of Trichoderma reesei QM6a, 1216 nucleotides long. RefSeq lists its product as uncharacterized. The coding region runs from base 247 to 1161 and encodes 304 amino acids. NCBI's taxonomy places the organism in Eukaryota, Fungi, Ascomycota, Sordariomycetes, Hypocreales, Hypocreaceae. The record is from RefSeq and is a predicted model, not a curated record. The transcript has a single exon.